CGAAACACUUUGAGGCGAUGUGUAUUCCAUAUACAGUGAUUUACACUGGCUGCAUGUAUUUGGCCUUGCAACAUCAGAAUCUGAUUUAUUUUUUUAAAUGUCACUUAAAUAUGGAGGAAUAUUAGUUAUUGUUAAUGUUCUGAGUUUUUUUCCCAUCAAUAUACACAGUUUCAUGUUACUUUUCGACUAGUCAGUCGACGACUUAUUUGGAAAUAUUCCAAAAUUCGGUGACCCGGAAGUACUUUUUAAAAUUUUGGUCACAAACGGUGAGUGGGUUUCCUUUGUAAUCAUUCUUUCCUCAUCGACGAAACCAUACACUCUACGUAAUACGUAACUCCCAGUCUUCUGGAAAAUGUCUAAACUACAGCUGUUUCGUUUGUUUUUAAAUGAACGUUUAACCGCGGCUGCUCUUGAAAUUUUCGGGGCAGUUGAGAGAACGGUAACGGAGUAUCAGGAAGAAAAUUGUCGACUACGAAGUAUGCUCUCUAAUCGGAUCACGGCGGAUAUUAAACUAUGUAGAAUUGAAUCCCAGCCUCUUUCUCUACCUCUCUCUGAAUUGGAUAUUCCACCUGAUGAGCAGCCAUGGAGCCCUCAUCUGACACAGGAAGACCCAGAGCCAACACAAAUCAAAGAGGAACAGGAGGAACUCCGUACCAGUGAGGAGGAAGAGCAUCUUCAAGUGCAGGAUGAUGUCAUAAUGUUCAAAUUCCCUCUCCCCUAUGUGAAAAGUGAAUGUGGUCAGGAGCACCAACUUCAGUCCACAAAUCUUCCCCAAACCCUGGAGAACAGGGAGAGUGACUUCAAACCAUUUGAUCUGACCAACUUAAACAGUCUUGACAUUUCCGUUAACCUUGUAGAUAAUCCUAAGAAUGCUGCAAUUUACAGCUCCGCCAUGAGCAGAGGCCCAGUAGGACUUUGCAGAACCCACGGUGGGAAGCCCAGCGUCUGCCCGUUUUGUGGCAAGACCUUCAAACAAAAAAACCAUCUGUCCCGACACCUGAUCAUUCACACAGGAAAGAAACCAUUUAGCUGCAGUAACUGUCAGAAGAGUUUCAAUCGCAAGGAGACCCUAACCAGACAUGAACUGAUACACACAGGGGAGAAAUCCUUUUGCUGCGCUGACUGUGGGAAAAGGUUCAAUCGGAAGAAACGCUUAACCAUGCACAUAUUGACUCAUAGAGGCGAAAAACCUUUUAACUGUGGUGACUGUGGGAAAAGUUUCUACUCCAAGCAGACACUAACCAGGCAUAACAUGACUCACACGGGAGAGAAACCCUUUAGCUGUGGCGACUGUGGAAGAAGCUUCAGUCGUAAAGAGCACCUUACUGGGCAUAUAUUUGCUUUCCAUUGAUAUCUUUACCAGGCCAGUUGAACCGACCAGUAUGUAGGGAAUCGUAUGGCAACGCUAAUCUCCUUUCUCCUCAUGGGAGAAGGAUUCAGAAUCGCUACUGUUAUAUGUUGUAUUUUUCAAGAAGGGCCAUAUAUCAUUCGUCAAUAACUCUUAGUCACUCUGGAUAAGGGCAUCUGCUAAGUGACUGAAAUUUCAAAUGUUAAAUUGGUUUAAUAGUACAAUUAAUGAAUGUACUCAGAAUGCCCCUUUAACAUGCUCCUAAUCAAACGUCUAUUGACCUGCUUUGUUAUUUCAACUACUGCACAAUUUCCCUUUUGAAUGGCAAUAGCGCCGAGUGACCACUAGAUAAAGGUGGUGACACACAUCACAAGGAACUGCUGCUGUAGCAACCAAGAACUAGGCUUCCACACUCACAGGAAAACUUUUGACUUAUGGUCAAUCUACCAGAAACAUUAGCAGAUUAGUCCAGAUGGACACACUGGUCUAAGUCAGUUCCUGAGACUAUGGUAGAAGGUGGUGCGACUUAGCUCGGCUGCGUCUGGGGUGGGCAUGCGAAAAAAAGUAGGACUGUUAGCCCACGCUAAGCAACAGCCACAGGCUUGACAAGAAGCAGAUAAAAUGAAAUAAAAAGAUUCAGAAAACAUGUUUCUCUGACAACUUUCAUUUGGUAGCACAUACAUUUUGCAUGCUUUAUAGCGCACUACUUCAGCCUGUCACAGCUGUGGUGUGGCAGGGCACGAGGCGCAGAGCUGUAGCGAAACAUUCCUUUUAUUUGUGCUUUCAGACACAACACAAAAGAAGAGGCACAAAAUGAGAACCGAAAGGCUACACGCUUAAACAAUGAAACCAAGGGCACAUAAAAUAAGGUCCCCAGUUAGAGGUAACAUGGGGCAGCUGCCUCUAAUUGAGGACAAUUCAAAUUGUAGCCCAGAGAUGCCUAGAGGCACCUUUGCGGUCAGGCCCUGCCUGUGGCCCCCAGGCACGACCUGACACAGAUCAGAUGCCAUAAUUAUCCUCAUGGCUGGGUUUCCUAAACUAUGGGACCAAUAUGGACCCUAAGCACAUUAGAAGAGAGGGACAAAUGUGGAAAAUACAUAAAUGAUCACGCAAUUUGUGUCAUUGGAGGAUGAUUUGGGUAAUGGAAGAACUUUACAUUUCUUAUUUGGGACUCAAGUUGAAAAGGUUCAAGAACCCCCAGAAAAGAGGAUAGAGAGCUAGUUUGUGUGCAACUCUACUUUAAAGUGAGCCAAAGUGUGUAGGUGUAGGAGAUAGGGGUUGUGAAAGCGAUAAAGCAUGUUCAAGAGAGAAAGAGCAAUGUAGAGAACAGGAUAAGAGAUGACAUCCAUGCCAUUAAUGCAACCACAGGAGUGCAGUCUUCGAGAAUGCACAAGGACCAACAGUUCAUCUGCCCCUGUUGAAAGAUCACAUCUCUCCAUAGAAGUGCACCUAACCCUUGAUUUUAACAAACAGCCCAGGGCCUGGAGACAACAGGGUGUUCGUCACAGAACUCAUACAGCCACACACAGACAGUUCUUAUAGGUCUAUUUUGUUGUUGCAUAAACUGUUAGUUUAAAGUCCUGCUGCAAAAUUUAAAUUAGAUUGACAAGUCUGUUCCAAGAUUCUCAUGUUCUGUAUACGUGCUUGUUUUUUUAUUUUAUCCAUUCCUUCCAAUUAUUUUCUUAUAAACAAUACCACAUUCAGCCACAAAUGUUAACAAAUUAGCUGCGCUAUGUGGUACUCAGACUUUGGUCUGCUCCAUGUUUCGACUUAUUUUUUGAGGUGCUUGUUCUGGGUUUAGUUAAUGGUUAGUAUAUUUUCUGUAGUAUAUGAUAGUGUCAAAAGAAGCGGGUUGACCUGGAAUUAAUUCCCGAGAAUGAAUACGGAACCUUGAGUACUCACUAUAAAAAGAUCUGACCUCUGGCACUGAGUCUGUCAUAAGCCAGGGUGGAAGUUAACUAACAUUGCAGUGGGUCAAGUUACACCUUAUGCUACAUUCCAGUGCCUGGUAAACUGAUUUCAGUUAAAUCCCUCAAAGGACGUAAAAUCGAAAUGAAAAGAUCCCAGGGCAAGUGUGAAAUAACCAAAGUCGCUUGAGCGCAGGUGUAUAAACACAGUUUAUUUAUCUCAUUUGCAAUUUGAAAAUCAAUUGCUGGUGGCCCUAAUAAUCAUGUUACAUUCGUGCGGAUAAAACGUAUCUGUGUGCUGAUGUUCACGAUUGCAAAUGUGUGUCCGUGUGCCUAGGUUUUCUGCAGCGUUUUGACAAUGUUAGUGGUUGUGGAGCAAAACAUCAGACUACUGUAGAUUAA
Molecule: messenger RNA, 3657 nt
Organism: Esox lucius (northern pike)
Lineage: Eukaryota; Metazoa; Chordata; Actinopteri; Esociformes; Esocidae
Product: zinc finger protein 85-like
Exons: 2
Coding region: 353-1351 (332 amino acids)
Biological process (GO): regulation of transcription by RNA polymerase II
Molecular function (GO): DNA-binding transcription factor activity; RNA polymerase II cis-regulatory region sequence-specific DNA binding
Source: RefSeq, a predicted model, not a curated record